AUGGCAGAUCAAGAAUCAGAUAAGAACAUCGAGAUUUGGAAGAUCAAAAAGCUAAUCAAGGGACUUGAAACCGCAAGAGGCAACGGAACGAGUAUGAUCUCUCUCAUAAUGCCUCCGCGAGAUCAAGUAGCUCGUGUCACCAAGAUGCUUGCCGACGAAUACGGAACCGCUUCAAACAUCAAGAGUCGAGUAAACCGCCAAUCUGUACUAUCCGCCAUUACUUCAGCUCAGCAAAGGUUGAAGCUUUACAACAGAGUCCCUCCCAACGGCCUUGUCCUGUACACAGGCACCAUUGUUACAGACGAUGGUAAAGAGAAGAAAGUGACGAUUGAUUUCGAGCCUUUCAAACCCAUUAACGCUUCUCUGUACUUGUGUGACAACAAAUUCCACACCGAGCCUUUAAACGAGCUUCUUGAGUCUGAUGAUAAGUUUGGUUUCAUUGUCAUGGAUGGGAAUGGGACUCUGUUUGGCACUUUGAGUGGGAACACAAGAGAGGUGCUUCACAAGUUCACUGUGGAUCUUCCUAAGAAGCACGGAAGAGGAGGACAAUCUGCGCUUCGUUUCGCUCGUCUUAGGAUGGAGAAGAGGCAUAACUAUGUGAGGAAGACGGCAGAGCUUUCCACUCAGUUUUACAUCAAUCCAGCUACGAGCCAGCCUAAUGUCUCUGGUUUGAUUCUUGCUGGCUCUGCUGAUUUCAAGACCGAGCUAAGCCAGUCUGAGCUGUUUGACCCUCGGCUUCAAGCUAAGAUUUUGAAUGUGGUUGAUGUGUCUUACGGAGGAGAGAACGGUUUCAACCAAGCCAUUGAGCUCUCUGCUGAGAUCUUAUCUAAUGUGAAGUUUAUUCAGGAGAAGAAACUGAUUGGGAAGUAUUUUGAGGAGAUUAGUCAGGACACAGGGAAGUAUGUUUUUGGUGUUGAUGAUACUUUGAAGGCUCUUGAGAUGGGUGCUGUUGAGACUCUUAUAGUGUGGGAGAAUUUGGAUAUCAAUAGGUAUGAGUUGAAGAACAACGCUACAGGGGAGAUAGUGAUUAAGCAUUUGGGGAAAGAUCAGGAGAAUGAUCAAGGGAAUUUCCAUGAUGGAGAGACCAAUGCGGAGUUGGAAGUUGUGGAGAAGAUGCCUCUGCUUGAAUGGUUUGCUAAUGAGUAUAAACGUUUUGGUUGUACGCUUGAGUUUGUGACUAACAAGUCACAAGAAGGGUCACAGUUUUGCAGAGGCUUUGGUGGGAUUGGUGGGUUGUUGAGGUACCAGCUUGAUAUGAGGACUUUUGAUGAGUUAUCGGAUGGUGAAGUUUAUGGAGAUUCAGAUUAA
Molecule: messenger RNA, 1308 nt
Organism: Microthlaspi erraticum
Lineage: Eukaryota; Viridiplantae; Streptophyta; Magnoliopsida; Brassicales; Brassicaceae
Source: the annotation of a GenBank genome assembly